AUGGCACCUACACUUCGAGAGCGAAAGGCUGGUCCUGAUGGCACCAAGGUCACCCUAGGCCAAGACGCCCCCGUAACCCGCGAAGGCCCCGGCGUGGUGCAAUCCGAAUCGCUCGCCGCCCAAUCCCUCCACUCCGGCGGCGAGUUCUCCAACAACCGCUCCUCCGAGACGGAAGCCAUCUCCGGCUCGGACCUCAAGACGCAAGCCGGCCGCGGCGGCGAAGACUCCAACGGGGCGCCCGCGCCCAACUACGUGGUGGACCAGUACCUCACCGGCAAGGGCGGCCCGCACGGGAAGAACAUCAAGGAGGGGAUUGACGAGUCGGAGCUCAGGGGCAAGGAGAGCGAUGGGCUGCAGAAGGCGCUGAGGGCGGAGCCGGGGAGCGAGAAUGAUCCGAGCCGGUUGGCGGAGGAGAGGAUGCUUGAGAGGGAUACGUUGAGGGCGGAGGGGAGUGGGCCGAGACAGGGUGGUGUUGAGGGGGGGACGAAGUAUGAUGGGUUGGAGAAUGAGGUUUCUUCGUGA
Trichoderma citrinoviride is the source of this 522-nucleotide messenger RNA. RefSeq lists its product as hypothetical. The coding region runs from base 1 to 522 and encodes 173 amino acids. NCBI's taxonomy places the organism in Eukaryota, Fungi, Ascomycota, Sordariomycetes, Hypocreales, Hypocreaceae. The transcript has 2 exons. The record is from RefSeq and is a predicted model, not a curated record.